Portunus trituberculatus (swimming crab) is the source of this 1413-nucleotide messenger RNA. RefSeq names its product mucin-7-like. The transcript has a single exon. The record is from RefSeq and is a predicted model, not a curated record. NCBI's taxonomy places the organism in Eukaryota, Metazoa, Arthropoda, Malacostraca, Decapoda, Portunidae. The coding region runs from base 1 to 1413 and encodes 470 amino acids.
AUGCAAAGAAGCGGCAGUGUGACUAAUCCAAAUCCAGUUUCUCAGGUAUGGCAGACCCACGCAGAUGAACACACACAGCCCAGGGACUCCUAUGCUAAUGAGGGGCCGACUAUUAAUACGCUGACUGGUUAUACUCCAGUCAGACAGGUGAAGACAGAACAAGCAGGUGAGGAUUAUAAGAUGGUGACAGGAGAUAAGAUAGAACCACUUCCGAUGAACCAGACGGUCAACUUACAGAACGUCUCGAAUAACCACUUCUCCAUCAUCCUGCAAAGCCCGCACCACCACGCAGCAGCCUCUCAACUAUUGGAUAAUUACACAAGGGAUUUUCAACGCAAGUUAGUUAACCAGUCUGCAACUAUUCAGCCGAAGUUAACUAACCAGACAGCCUCUCAGCAAGUCCCGACAAGCCAGAUGGGUACGUUUCAACACACCCCAACUCAUCAAACAGCAGACACUCCCCUCCCCGAGCUUCUCCAGUCAGCGGUCAUCCAGGAGACCGCCCACGAAGACACGAUUUGUGAGACUGGAGACACUCAGCAAGACCUGAUCGAGCAGUCAGGAACCACUCAGCAAGUGACCUCACAAACUCCGCUAAGUGAGGCAGGAAUCACAAGCACCGUGCCUAACCAGACCAGCACUCCACAACCAGCAACGGUAAGCCCACCACAAGUUACAGUACCACCCGUAAGCCCUCUACAGGCUCUAGAAGUAUCACCAAAUCACACAGAAGCUACAGAAACACUCCCAACUCCACCACAGAUUACAGUGCCACUCCCAAGUCCACUAGAAACUCAACAAGCACCACCAAACCCACCACAAGUUAUAGGCGGACGCCCAAUCUCACCACAAACUACAGUAUCACCGACAAGCACACUCCAGGCUACACAAUCACAGCCAAACUUGCCACAAACACCACAAACCCCACCAGAGUUCAAAGAAGCAUCGGGGAACCAGACAGAUAUCUUGCAACGAGCCGCAGUGAAUCAAACUGAGAUCUGGCAAGAAAACACGUUGAAUCAGACAAAUAAUGUGCAAGUCUUCACGAACCAAUCUGGAACGAGCCCAGGUAACACGAGUAACCUGACAAACACGACUCAGAUUCCCUCGGUGACAGGAACCGGCACACCUCCAAGCUUUGAGCACGCCAAGGAGAAGAGUCAGCCCAGGAGACGGAAGAGAAAUAGAGGGAGAAACUUUACCAAUGUUACAAAGAGAAGCGCGUUAAAGAAAGUGAGCAAGUCGUGUCCCUGUGCUGGGAAGGUGAUACAGAGAAUGGCCACGUGUAAGAAACCGUGUAAUAGGAACGAUGAUCUAUUAUUAAAGCUCUUAUACGUCGCCCUUGUUAUCUUAGUGGUGUACGUCCUAUUCCUGGUUUACAUUCACCACUGGUUCCGCCGCUGGACACUGUAA